CCUGUCAGCUGCCUUCUCAGGCUCCACAUUCAUAUAAAUACCCCAGGGUUCUGCCCUCUUUAUUGCAGCAUCUUCCUUUACAACCAAGCCCACUCACACACACUUCAACACUUCAACACUUAUCCUACACAACAUGAACUCUGAAAUCGAGAACAAGACCAACCGCGCCCCUGCUGUCAAGGUUGGAGGCAUGCGCGUCCCUGCCGCUGACCACCCUGUCCCCGUCGUUCGCAAGGAAUACGAGCGUAAGGUCGAAAACGAUGAACAGAACGAGGAGGAGCGUCAGCUUGAGAAGACAGACCAGUUCGAGCAGGACAAGAUGGGCAGAAUUGCUGCCGGCGAGCGUCUUGCAAGGAUGCAGGAGAACCAGCCCAAGCACGAGCCCAACAACAACUUCCGUCAGAAGGAGAACAUCUACGUUAACCAGCCCAUCCUCCACACCCACAAUAAGUCUGGUGCCGCCGCUUCCGGACAGAACUAAACGACGGACUCUAUCUUUGCUCUAUCCGCUUCUUUCAUUUUUUCUUGUAAUGCUUAUAAAAAUACAGUUGCAGUAGUAGCAGGGUGCAGUUAGCAAAUAGGGGCGGCCUGUUUGCAUGAACAUACCUUUUACCCUUCCCCACACGACAAAACAAACAAUCACCAACACCAUUGGAUGGGCCCUUGGCCCAUUCCAACUGUAAAUAAUAAAAAAAAAAAUCUCUUACCCUA
This is a messenger RNA of Gamsiella multidivaricata, 711 nucleotides long. RefSeq lists its product as uncharacterized. Bases 134 to 481 code for a protein of 115 amino acids. The transcript has 2 exons. Lineage: Eukaryota; Fungi; Mortierellomycota; Mortierellomycetes; Mortierellales; Mortierellaceae. The record is from RefSeq and is a predicted model, not a curated record.